AUGGCAAGCCAAGUGAGCGAGGUGCAGCUUCCGAAGGGUAGACUAUAUCGCAGCAGAAAGAAUCGGCCGUGCGACUUUUGCAGAAAACGAAGAAUGGCCUGCUUGAAAGAGGAGAACUUUGACAAAUGCAUAGGGUGUCAUUUAAGAAACCUAGACUGCACUUACGCUAUGGCACCCAUCAAAAAGCGGCAAUCACGUAAGUCUUCUGAUGCUUCGCCUCCGGCUUAUAAAGAUAUUGUGCUAGAAGUGCAAAGUGCAAAUCCGUGUGUUUUCAAAGUCGAAUCCCGUCCGCACUCAAUCUCGCAUGAACGAAAUGCUCUUGAGCUACACAAUGGGAAAAGAAGCCUUUUUGUCGGAUUCAGUGGAGAUCAAGACCCAUGGCUACUGAAAAACAUUGUUCAGCAAAUCCCAGAGGACAACUCAGAUACCAAUUAUGCUCUGAAAAACUCUGAUGGAGGACCUCAAGCCCCAAUAUUUUUUGCCGUGUAUCCGACUGAAUAUCUGGAUCCACGCCCCGGAUAUUAUUGCGUGGAUUCAGUGCAGGAGGUAGCAAAACCGUUAGAGAAAAGCAUCAUCUCCACUUUCUUUUCUGUUGUGAACUGUGCUUAUCCUCUAGUCAACGAAUGCAAAUUCUAUGAAGAAAUGAAUAUGAACACUGUCUCCGCAACACUUUUGGCAACAAUGUACGUUAUCUCACAUCCGUAUGUGGAGGGACAGGAAAAGAGCAUUGCAAUAGAGAACAAGGCUGCAGGAGACUGGUUCAAACUUGCGGACUUUACGUCCAAGGCUCUGCCGCUGGAACAAGGAGCUCCAACAUUGCAAACAAUCCAAUCAAUACUUUUAAAACUUAAUCAGAAGCCGUUGGUGAUCAGAAACGCAAAUUCGCCAUGCCACUGGUCCCAAUCUGCCUCUUUAGUUGCCUCAUCGCAAGAGCUUGGGCUUCAUCUUGAUCCCCUGGAAUGGGACAUACCUCUACCAGAAAAGCGAAUCCGACGCAGACUUUGGUGGGCUGUUUAUGUGCAAGACAAGUGGGAAAGCUUUGGGCUAUCAAGACCAUCCCAUAUCCAAGACCAUGACUUCAGCGUUAGUGACAUAUCAGUAAGUGAUUUUUUCGAAAACGAAGAUGAAGCACUCGAAAACAUCAAUGUGAUUGGCAUCCACAUAUUUGUUGCCAUGGUCAGACUCACCAAGGUUCUCUCGGAACUGUUGUUCUCGUUUUUCUCCGUGAAAUCAUUUUUACACAGACCACAGUCCCCUGAAGAGGCUCUGGCUACAGGAAUCGGUUUCAUGAAUCGCAUCAACGCCGUUGAAAGUGUUUAUUUUCCCCAAUCCUGUCCCGAAAGACUUUUGGGAGCGAUGGUGUCAUUGCAUGUAGCUAAAGCUGCGUUAGCUCUGUCUUGCUGUCGGUCUGUGCUCUACAUCGAUGCCAAUGCUUGUUACCAUUCUUUAUCAGAGCGAGCAUUUGACUACGUAAAAGAGUUCAACUCUUAUCUUUCAAGUUUGGAUAUGAAGAAUCUCGAUACUUUCUGGUGGUCCUACUCGCGAGUUAAUUUUUCCAUCGUUGGCUCCUGUCUUCUUGCAUUCUACGUUAUUGGAACAACUAACGGUGAGGGCGAAACUUGGGAAGAACAAGUGGAAAUCUAUCACUCUAAUCUGAAAACUAUAACGAAGCAUACACACGUCACAGAGCUCGCUCUACUAAGGUUUGGUUUACUGUACAUGAAAAUAAAACAAACGUCAGCGCAGAAAAUGCAACCAGUCCACAACUCUAGUGUCCCUGAAGUACAAAAGAUACAUCCGCUGCUUACAGACGAUGAUAUCUUUGCAGAGUGGUUAUCAACAAAUGGGCUUGAGGUUUCAAGAGAUAAUUGA
Molecule: messenger RNA, 1872 nt
Organism: Ogataea haglerorum
Lineage: Eukaryota; Fungi; Ascomycota; Pichiomycetes; Pichiales; Pichiaceae
Exons: 1
Coding region: 1-1872 (623 amino acids)
Biological process (GO): DNA-templated transcription
Cellular component (GO): nucleus
Molecular function (GO): DNA-binding transcription factor activity, RNA polymerase II-specific; zinc ion binding; DNA binding
Source: RefSeq, a predicted model, not a curated record